Molecule: messenger RNA, 2679 nt
Organism: Cloeon dipterum
Lineage: Eukaryota; Metazoa; Arthropoda; Insecta; Ephemeroptera; Baetidae
Exons: 8
Coding region: 127-1821 (564 amino acids)
Source: RefSeq, a predicted model, not a curated record
CUGGAGCAGUGAUUCACGAACAGUAUCGAAGGUUAGAGAAAAUUCUGAUCCAGAUUCCACGAAUAUUAUUACAUACAUGUUAUAUGUACUUCACAUUUUUUGUCUCGAUCACGCAUUAAGAAAGACAUGAACUGGCUCGAAAAGAUGGGUAAAAAGAAUAAGUCACGAAAGACAACAUGCAAUUCAGCACCAGCUCCCGCUAGAGAACCUCCUGUUGGUGUUUGUAUCAAUAUGGGUAAAUGUUCAGAGUUUUUAAGGCUGAAGGAUUACUGCUCCCAAAAUCAUUUGGGAGAACCAGUAGUGAAAGCCAUACCCAUAUUGACCAACAAGGUUAAAAAUUUUACGUGUAAAAUCCAAGUGGGUGCAGUUGCCGCAAAUGAUCCUACCUAUCGUGCCAAGACAGUGGAGGAUGCGGUCAAUCACGUUGCAAGAUUGACCCUGGAAAAGCUGUAUCAGGAUGCGGUUCGCGCCAGGGAAAAAUCAAUUUACGGCGCUUCGAAUUGCGACCAGAAAACUUUGUUGGAUCGAAUCUCAAAAAUUUUGGUUAUGUCCGAGACUGGAUUUCGAAGCUCAAAAGUGGAGGAGAUUUACCUGGCAUCAUACGGGGAAAAACUGCCCCAUGACUGGUUUACAUUUGCCAUGGGCUGUGACGUCUUUGAAACCCUGAGCCCCAUCUCGGCCAUCAUCGGAUUAGCGCCGAAAUUCGAGUUGCCUGCCCUGGAAUUACCAUUUGGAUCUGUGUGGAAUGUCAUGGUGACAGCAAUCGAGGACACUGACAAAGUUUGGGUGCAGUUCACAGACGCAGGAUAUUCUGAUUUGAUUUACUCGAUGUUGCAUGAAGUCAAGAAUGCCGUUGACGCCAAUGCGAUUGGAUUUGGCAUGACCAAAGUACACACGGGUUCGAUUCUCCUCGCACGGCUUGCUAAUUCUUUAACCAGGGUGAAAGUCUUGGUAGCUGAUACAAACCGCGCCUCUUGUGAAAUGAUAGACUUGGGAGGAACCAUGAUGAUCUCGCUUGAUGACCUCACUCAUCUGCCGUACAUCUGCAGGAAGCUAGCUCCACAGGCAUUACUAGUCAAGCUACACGGUGUGGAACACUUUGCAAACUUGGACCCUAAAAUUGUUGAAGUCACUCGUCAGUUGAUGAAUAUUGUGUUUAGUGCGUUACACAAACAAGAAGCAAACGAAAGACCCAGCUUGGUCUUGUACACAUUUGGAAACACUGAAGGCAAGUCCGUUAACAGCGCGCUGGUUGAUGAUAUCGCCAACAACCUUUACAAACCAGGCUUUGAACUUGCUUCUUGUGGCCAAGUGAUUGUUUCUCACGCGGCCUCUGAAAUGGAGAUAUGCGUUCAGACGCAGCCUGUCGUGGUGAGCUGGCUGUACAAGGAACUGACAGCGGCAUGCAUCAAUGCCAACAUUCUGCAAGAAGAUAAGCCCACUUUUAUGCCCGUGGACAUAAUGUACGUUGUUAUUGUGGACAACGGUGACAACAAGUUCGAGCCGUUCUUGUACAGAAGAGGUUUGCUGUUGGAAAUCAAGAAGGCUGCCUUGUGCACGAUGACCUUGGUCUUUUUGGUGGACACUGGAGAAACAAUUUGGGUGCCGGAAAACCGGAUCCGCAACUUCCCUUGCUGCCCAUUCGAUUUUACUCUAAUUUUACCACAGGCAACCAAGUGUCUCCUAGGAGGAUAUGAAGAGCAGAUACCGCUGACCUUUGAACAGCUGAAGCAUCUUGAAAUGUCCAGAUGCACCGUCAACUUAAGAGUUCUCUCCUAUGAUGGGAGUCACAAACUACCUUUGGUGCAAAUUGCACCAUAGUUCGCACCAGUCAGAUUUUUAAUGCAGCGCUUCGCUUGAUUUUGACGAUUCAUAUGAUAUGUAUAUUAUAGAUUUAAACUUGUAAAUAAGUUUCUACUGAUCGCCCACUGUUUAGCUCUUUAAUGAUUUUGCCAUGAAAGAAUUGUGAUUUGGGCAUUAUAGCAAAAUCUUAUGGGUUCAAUUAGUUAUUAGAGGAAACGUCUAAAACAGUUAUGGACUGCCUGGUUUGUAUGGAAUGUUUUCUGUGUGCCAAAAAUUGACGGGCCUGAGGUUAAUUGAAAUUUUAAUUGCGCUAUUGCAAUCACAAAAGAGUAUUUUUUUGUGGUGGUGAACAGAUGGAUGUGACGCUCAAUAACUAAUUUGGAAUGCUUAUUGAUAUGAUGGCUUGUCUGUGUUUGAGAAAAUGGUAAGACAAAUGGUUAUGCGUAAUGUAUUCAUUAACCAAAGUUUGAUUCUUUCUCAUUUGAAUAUUUAGAGUAAAUCAGAAGACUAACAAUAAGGAAAUAAAUCUUUGGUUACAAUAAUUAUGCAGGGAAACUGUUUUCGCUAACAUUUUAAAAGGUUUUCCUUAUUAAAAGCCUCACAUAUUGUUUCCUUCAUUAGAGUGUGUGAUUUUUAGUUUCUCCUGUUUAGUUUUCGUCCAAAAUAGUGAUUGCCUCCUGAUGACACACAAAAACCUCUCAUACAUACUAGGAAAUCCCAUUCCAUUUAAGGUUCUCAUGUUUCCUACUAAUUGUAGGCCUAGAAAUCCUGCGAUUCCUAUUUUUCUGUAUUUGCAUUUCAAUAUUUGUAAAAUUUCAAGGAAACUAUCUUCCUGACUGAAUUGUGAUUAAAAAAUGAGCGCAUAUGACACAAUGA